This is a messenger RNA of Penicillium soppii, 483 nucleotides long. RefSeq lists its product as uncharacterized. The record is from RefSeq and is a predicted model, not a curated record. The transcript has a single exon. NCBI's taxonomy places the organism in Eukaryota, Fungi, Ascomycota, Eurotiomycetes, Eurotiales, Aspergillaceae. Bases 1 to 483 code for a protein of 160 amino acids.
AUGAAGCUUUUAGGGAACCUAGCCCUGUUCGUUUGCCUCACGGCAGGUGUCAGUGCCCUCCCAAAACCUUACGAUAAAUCGACUGAUACCGUCCCCACCCACGACUGGAAGCGCGGCGAUGAAUCGAUUGAUACUGUCCCCACCCAUGACUGGAAGCGCGGCGAUGAAUCGACUGAUACUGUCCCUACCCACGACUGGAAGCGCGGCGAUGAAUCAACUGAUACUGUCCCCACCCAUGACUGGAAGCGCGGCGAUGAAUCAACUGAUACUGUCCCCACCCAUGACUGGAAGCGCGGCGAUGAAUCGACUGAUACUGUCCCUACCCACGACUGGAAGCGCGGCGAUGAAUCAACUGAUACUGUCCCUACCCACGACUGGAAGCGCGGCGAUGAAUCGACUGAUACUGUCCCCACCCAUGACUGGAAGCGCGGCGAUGAAUCGACUGAUACUGUCCCCACCCACGAUUGGAAGCGCGGAAACUAA